AGCUGCUCGCUUCACUCUCGGCGUGUCUGUGGUUCGGGCUUGUUUUGGCGGUGACGCGGCGGUGCAGCCGGCCGAGCGGCAAAUGAGUCAGCAGCGCCGAAAGCGUCGCUUUUUUCUCAUGGUUCAAUAAAACAAGCUACACUGGUGAAACUUUAAGCGUUGGUUAACAAAUUCUCAGUGAAAAUGGCGGUACCCGCAGCCCAAAAUCUGCAGCUGGACUCGGGGCCAAGCAGUCCUGUGAGCUCGUCUUCGGAAAAUAACAUUCACAUCGACGAGAAAGAAUUAGAAAACAUCACAAACAACGUUGAAGACGGUACUUCACUCCCUCUACAUUCUCCAUGGACCUUCUGGCUCGACAGAUCUUUACCAGGGACUACAGCAGCAGAGUGUGAAUCAAAUCUGAAAAAGAUCUACACAGUGCACACUGUUCAGAGUUUCUGGAGUGUGUACAACAACAUCCCUCCGGUGUCAUGUCUCCCACUGAGGUGUAGCUACCACUUAAUGCGAGGAGAAAGAAGACCACUAUGGGAAGAGGAAAGCAACGCAAAGGGAGGUGUGUGGAAGAUGAAAGUACCAAAGGAGAGCACAUUAGCUGUAUGGAAAGAGUUACUGCUGGCUACCAUUGGUGAACAGUUUGCUGACUAUUGUGCAUCAGAGGAUGAAGUUGUUGGUGUAAGUGUCAGUGUGCGAGACAGAGAGGACGUGGUUCAGGUUUGGAACGGAAAUGCAUCCUUUGCUAAUGAGGCAAACAUUUUAGGAAGAAUCUACGAGCUCCUUCCACAGAUAUCUUUUAAAGCAGUAUUUUAUAAACCGCACGAGGAGCACCAUGCAUUCGAAGGUGGUCGUUCAAGACAUUAGCAGACUUUGCACAUGCAGUGUCUUUCCUUUUACUGUCUCAUUCGUCAUCCGUCCUUCGAAAAUGGACUGAAAAAAUAUAUAUAUGUAUCUCGCACCUGAUCAGAAGUGUUCAAAUGCUUUACCUUGCAGGAACUGAAUAGGUUAUGUUAUAGAUCAGUUUGCAAUCAUGUUACUGAUUUUAGGUUUUUUAAACGUAGGCUACAUAAAAUUCCUGUGGCUGAUAACUGAAAUUUUAACUUGGCUGGUUUUCUCACAAAAAUUCUAUUAGGCAAUAUCUAUACAGUUCACAUUGAAGUGGAAUAUAUUAUAUCACAGUAGACCAAUGUUGCCAUGAUCCUUUUUUUUCUUUUUAUUUUAUUUUUUGAGUUAAUUUUUACCCAGUGACAUCAUUGCUGCUUUCUCCUGCGUUGGCCAUGUUAGAAACUUGACAUUUUCCUCAACCACCAAUUUCUGCCACCUUUUAGAUUAGAGAAUAGUACCUGAGCUUUUGUAUGUUGUAUGCGAACAUGUUGCACAUUUUUGGAGAUUUUUUUGGCAUUAGCCUGAAAUGUAAUCCAGUUACGUUUUUCUGAUCUCAUUUAUUUUCUGUUUUCAUCCUUUUCAGGCACCUUUCUGUUAAUCGGAUCUCAAAUGAAAUCUCAUGUUUUGUAUUUGCAUUUUUGUCUUUGUCAGUAGUCUUAUGCGGGAGUUUGGUGUGUAAUGCAGUUCGAAUAUUUCAUAGUUACUAAUCUAGAAUGAACUAGGACAAUUAUGUAGUAAAUUAUGCACUUAUUUAACAGCCCGUUUUUAGCCAUACUGUAUGAAUGGUGACUUUCUGAAAUUAUGAUGCUGUAUCAUAUUUGAAAAUGGCAAGAUUUCAUAUACUGUUCAGUUACGACACUGAUAAAUACCUGUGUAAACAUUUACGUGGAUCGAACUAGUCUGUUUAGUUUUUCUGCACCAAAGAUAUUUUUGCCCCCUCAGCUCUCAUGUUGUAGAUUAUAACACGUGAAAGCACCACGCCUCAUGUCCAAUGUAAUAUGUUUAUAAGUGCACAAUAGUAUCGGUGGCUGCAAUCUUGCCAUAAGUGUAAAAGUCUAAUCAGUGUUUACUGGUCCUGUCAGACGUCCAUCCGGUUUUAGAUUGCCUUUGAUUUUAGUAUGAAUUAAGUUUUUAAGGUUAAUUUGUCAUCCAAAAUACUCACAAGAAGAAGACCUGGGACUAAAUUCUGACCUGGGUCACUAAUGUGAAAAUGCACUGGAAGCACAACUGUGGGUUUGUCCUUCUAACGGGCGUGUAUGUGGAAGUGGAAAUGCGCAUGCAGCUGACUUUUCAUAUGUACUAUAAAUCUUUUUAUGAAACACAAGUACAGAAAUGGAUAUGUUUAUUUUUCUGAGCAUUCUUGUCGGUCAAUUCAGGGCCCCAGUCAGGAUGCGAGACCUCAAGCGGAUUGUUAAUCUUCUGGAUCGGUGCCUUGUGUUUUCCCAGGGUUUCACUCAUAGAAUAUUCUGUUUUAUCCUUUACUGUAUUUAAUCAUUUACAAUGUAAAUUGAUUUUUUUUUUUUUUUGCUUAUAGGUUUUGAGAUAUUGAAUAAAUACGCAUUUUUGAGGACAUUGAA
This is a messenger RNA of Tachysurus vachellii, 2456 nucleotides long. RefSeq names its product eukaryotic translation initiation factor 4E family member 3 (gene eif4e3). Lineage: Eukaryota; Metazoa; Chordata; Actinopteri; Siluriformes; Bagridae. The record is from RefSeq and is a predicted model, not a curated record. The coding region runs from base 184 to 858 and encodes 224 amino acids. The transcript is spliced from 7 exons. Gene Ontology annotation, molecular function: RNA 7-methylguanosine cap binding; translation initiation factor activity. Gene Ontology annotation, biological process: translational initiation. Gene Ontology annotation, cellular component: eukaryotic translation initiation factor 4F complex.